UGCCAUAAGCCGCUGAUAAUUCAACCAGUAAUCGUACACCAAGCUCUGUGAGAACUUUUUCCAAUAUGAUGCAAAUCAAGUACUUGUUCGCCCUCUUCGCUGUCCUGAUGCUGGUGGUCCUGGGAGCAAACGAGGCCGAUGCCGACUGUCUGUCCGGAAGAUACAAGGGUCCCUGUGCCGUCUGGGACAACGACACCUGCCGUCGUGUCUGCAAGGAGGAGGGACGCUCCAGUGGCCACUGCAGCCCCAGUCUCAAGUGCUGGUGCGAAGGAUGCUAAGCGUUCUACAAAGCCCGUUUUGCUUUUCCCUACUUUCAAAUAUUAUAUGCUGCAAUAUUGAACACCUAAUAAACACAAAAUAAUGUACAUUAA
Molecule: messenger RNA, 371 nt
Organism: Drosophila teissieri
Lineage: Eukaryota; Metazoa; Arthropoda; Insecta; Diptera; Drosophilidae
Product: drosomycin
Exons: 1
Coding region: 66-278 (70 amino acids)
Biological process (GO): defense response
Source: RefSeq, a predicted model, not a curated record